Molecule: messenger RNA, 1019 nt
Organism: Sciurus carolinensis (gray squirrel)
Lineage: Eukaryota; Metazoa; Chordata; Mammalia; Rodentia; Sciuridae
Gene: Mrpl46
Product: mitochondrial ribosomal protein L46
Exons: 4
Coding region: 43-885 (280 amino acids)
Cellular component (GO): mitochondrial large ribosomal subunit
Molecular function (GO): structural constituent of ribosome
Source: RefSeq, a predicted model, not a curated record
GUCCCCGCUGGGAGUCGCGGUGCAUUGUGGGAAGGCAGUAAGAUGGCGGCGCCCGUUAGCCGGACUCUGUCAGGGUUGGCGAGGGGCUGGCGGAGAUUCGAAAGGAUAUGGACAGGUAGCCUGGGUUUUCGCAGCCUUGCCCUUGAGGCCGCCCCCUCAAGAAGCGAGUCCCCAUGGCGCUUGUUGGGCGCGUUGUGUCUGCAGCGGCCACCGCAAAUAUCCAAACCGCUGACCCCACUGCAGGAAGAGAUGGCAGCUCUGCUGCAGCAGAUAGAAAUAGAGAACAGCCUGUAUUCAGACCAUGAGCUUCGAGCUCUAGAUGAAGCCCAGCGACUGGCAAAGAAGAAAGCUGACCUUUAUGAUGAAGAACAAGAUGAAAAGGAUAUAUUGCUUGUGCAAGAUUUGGAAGAUAUAUGGGAGCAGAAAUUUCUACAGUUCAAACCUGGAGCUCGUAUAACAGAGGCUGAUAAAAAAAAUGACCGAACCUCAUUGCAUCGGAAGCUGGACAGUAACCUUAUCCUGUUAGUUAGAGAGAAGCUUGGAGCUGAGGAUGUUUGGAUGCUGCCUCAGACAGAAUGGCAGCCUGGGGAGACCCUCCGAGGGACAGCUGAGCGAACCCUGGCUACGCUCUCAGAAAACAACAUGGAAGCCAAGUUUCUAGGAAAUGCACCUUGUGGCCACUACAAGUUCAAGUUCCCCCAGGCAGUGCGGACAGAGAGUAACAUUGGGGCCAAAGUCUUCUUCUUCAAAGCACUACUACUAAGUGGAGACUUUUCCCAGACCAGGAAGAAAGGCCAUCAUGUGUGGGUCAGUAAGGAGGAGCUGGGUGACUAUUUGAAACCAAAAUACUUGACCCAGGUUAGGAGAUUUCUUUUGGACCUCUGAUGGACUGAGCUGCCUGUGGACAAUGCUCAGACAAGUCAUGGGUUAGGGCUUUAAGGACAUUUGUAUGGUGGCCCCACAUUUGCCGGGAAUGUCAAGCAGCAAACUAAAUUCUGAGAAUUAAAUGAGUCUGUCGU